Penicillium roqueforti is the source of this 2724-nucleotide messenger RNA. Its product is annotated as class I alpha-mannosidase 1A. The coding region runs from base 1 to 2724 and encodes 907 amino acids. The transcript has 3 exons. Gene Ontology annotation, biological process: N-glycan processing; carbohydrate metabolic process. The record is from RefSeq and is a predicted model, not a curated record. Gene Ontology annotation, cellular component: endoplasmic reticulum; Golgi membrane. Gene Ontology annotation, molecular function: mannosyl-oligosaccharide 1,2-alpha-mannosidase activity; calcium ion binding. NCBI's taxonomy places the organism in Eukaryota, Fungi, Ascomycota, Eurotiomycetes, Eurotiales, Aspergillaceae.
AUGUUUCGAGCUCGCCGAUACCGAGUUCUGGUCAUAUUCGCGGCGGCUGUCGUCUUCACAUUCUUCCACUUUGCGCGGUCACGCGAUUGGAGCUAUACAGUGAUUGAAGAGUCUAGCGUUCACUCACCCGAUGCUGCCCAUCCGCAAAACCCGGCCGUUGCUGCUGCCAUUGAGGAGAGUCGAAACCGCGUGCUUCCCGACCCCAAUCGCGGCUCCACCUCCUCCCCACCACAGACAGAGAAGAUCAUCUCGCCCGUGGGCCCCAAUAGCGGCUCAAAGGACAACAACCGGUUUAAAGAUCCCUCCGACACUCCACCAGUGAAGACUCCCAUCAAGAGUGAUCCGAAGGACUCUGCGAAGGACUCUGCGAAGGACUCUGCGAAGGAACCAGCGAAGGUGGGAGGCACCGACAGCUUGCCACCACCGGCAACGGAGAAUACCAAUAGCGUAAAUGAUGAGGAAAUUGAUAAUGGAGGGACAGGCAGAAUGGCAGCGGAGCGCCCUGAACCUGGCAUUCCAACGGCCAAGUGGAAGAAGUUCCCCGAACGGUUCCCCGUCCCUGCAGAGGAGGUGAUCAAGCUGCCAAAGGGAGAGACGAAGAAAAUUCCCAAGCUGCAAGCGAAGUUCAAGGAUGAGUCGAGCUCCGGCAAGCAAGAGCGCCUACAACGCCUUAGCACUAUCAAGGCCGAGUUCACGCAUGCCUGGCGAGGCUAUAAGAAGAUUGCGAUGGGACAUGACGAAGUCAAGCCUCUGUCGAAGGAGUUUGAAGACCCAUUCAACGGCUGGGGAGCGACAUUGGUCGAUUCCCUCGAUUCUCUCUGGAUUAUGCAGUUGAAAGAUGAAUUCUCCGAGGCUUUGGAUCUGAUCAAAAACAUUGAUUUCAAAACGUCACUGAGAGCAGAUAUUCCGAUGUUUGAGACAACCAUCCGCUACCUUGGAGGUCUUUUGGGUGCCUAUGACAUUUCUGGUCAUCGAUACCCAGUGCUUUUGGAGAAAGCAGAGGAGCUUGCUGAGGUUCUCAUUGGUGCCUUUGACACACCCAACCGCAUGCCGCACCUUUACUAUCGCUGGGCCCCCGAGUAUGCUUCGAAGCCGCAUCGGGCGUCUUCCCGAGCCGGCCUAGCUGAAAUUGGGUCGCUUUCCUUGGAGUUUACCCGUUUGGCUCAACUGACCAAGCGGGACAAAUACUAUGAUGCGAUAGCCCGGAUCACCAACGAAUUGGAGAAAAUCCAAGAUUUAACUAGCAUCCCGGGACUGUGGCCUCUACGGGUCAAUGCACAGGGAUGUUCCAAGUACUCCAAGAACACACCUCCGCGUGAUAGUAGCCCUACACCCGAGCAAAACCUUGCUAGUGCAACCGAGACUACCACUACGGUGACCCACAAGACUUACGCUGCACCAACAGACCUUGAGAGCUAUUUGAAGCUCAUCCCACGAGACACAAGCCCUGACAUCGAAAGAUAUGCCCAGCCUGCCAAUGAUACGCAAGCUGCCAGUGAGCCUCGCAUUCAGUCACGCGAGCAAAAUACACCAGCAGAUAAAUGCAAUGGCGGCUUGAUACUUCCCCAUUCACCCCGCGAUAACGGGUACGCCAUGGGAGGAAUGGCUGACUCGACCUACGAAUACCUGCCCAAGGAAUAUCUGCUACUGGGUGGCAUGAACGAGCAAUACAUGAAUAUGUAUAAAAAGGCAGCCGCUGCGGCCCGCAAGAAUCUUCUCUUCCAACCCAUGGUGAAAGGUGGACGUGAUAUUCGGUUCAUGGCCUCCACUAGUCCAAUGACACCUGGAAAGAUUGCAGAGCUCACUCCAUCCGAUCUUGAAUACGAAGGCGCUCACUUGACGUGUUUCGUCGGCGGCAUGUUCGCCAUAGGAGCCAAGGCCUUCGGCAUCGAUGCUGAUCUGGAACUUGCAGCCAAACUGACGGACGGCUGUGUUUGGGCUUACGAGUCGACACAAACCGGAGUGAUGCCUGAGCGCUUCCGCCUUUUGCCCUGUGAGAAAGGCUCGGCAUGUGAGUGGGAUCAAGCCCGCUUUGACAUUGGUGUGGCACGCUACUCUCGCAUAGACCCCGGGGCAGGACAUUCGUUCCGCGACGGUGAGAGCAGCUACGAACAGCGCGUGAAUUUGAUCUCGCACGAUCCACCCCAAGGAUCUUCGAGCGGGUCGGUUCCCAUCCCCAUGCCGGGCUCAUUAAACCCCCACGAUAGCGAUGUGUUGUCCAAGCGAGAUGGACUCGCAUUAGGAAAACGUGCGGAAGCAAUUGCUCCUGCUUCAAGCCCGAGCCCUACUUCCAGUGGAACCGAACUGGAGGACCGGGAUGCACCUCGUUCGUCUUCGUCGCCCGCUUCGCCUCACAUCGCCGAAGUCGGCAAAGACCACCUCCCCGCAGGCAUGAUCAGUAUCCCGUCACCGAAAUACUACCUUCGGCCCGAGGCGAUCGAGUCAGUAUUUAUCAUGUACCGUCUGACUGGCGACGAAUCCUGGCGUCACAAAGGGUGGAAGAUGUUCGAGGCUAUUUCGAAGUAUACCCGAACGGAGCUAGCCAACGCGGCCAUCCACGAUGUCACAGCCCAGAAACCGAUCCACAAGGAUACGAUGGAGUCUUUCUGGCUAUCUGAGACAUUGAAGUAUUUCUAUCUUUUGUUCAGCGACCCUACUGUCGUGGACUUGGAUAAAUAUGUUCUGAAUACCGAAGCGCAUCCAUUCCUGCGCCCACUUGCAUAA